This is a messenger RNA of Pelobates fuscus (common spadefoot toad), 10536 nucleotides long. It is a transcript of the gene SEC16A, whose product is annotated as SEC16 homolog A, endoplasmic reticulum export factor. Gene Ontology annotation, cellular component: endoplasmic reticulum exit site; ER to Golgi transport vesicle membrane. The coding region runs from base 52 to 7290 and encodes 2412 amino acids. The record is from RefSeq and is a predicted model, not a curated record. Gene Ontology annotation, biological process: COPII vesicle coat assembly; Golgi organization; autophagy. The transcript has 31 exons. NCBI's taxonomy places the organism in Eukaryota, Metazoa, Chordata, Amphibia, Anura, Pelobatidae.
ACCUGUUAGAAGUUCACUUGAAAACUGCUGACUUUAACUUGAAAAACAAAAAUGCAGCCACCGCCUCCGUCUGGGCCGCCUGGGUCCAAUGGCCCUCCGCGCAUGUCUAUGACUAAUAAUGCAUAUCGUCGUAAAUGUGGGCCUACACCCACUGCAGCGGCUGCAGCUUCUGUGCAACCAGUAACUGAUCCAUUUGCAUUUGGCAGAAUGACACCGCAAAAUACAACUGGAAGCAAUGCUGCAAGAGGGAAUCUGUUGGCAAUGCCAAGCCCAUCCCCUUCAUUGUACCACCAGCCUGUGCCAGUCAGUGCUUCAGCAGUUGGCGAGAAUUCCCAGGGGACACAAGCAUCAGCACAGGGAUCUGUACCCCAGGCUGUGCCUAGAGGUUCUCAGUUUACAGGAGCAGCUGGUCCCUCUACAGGGGGUGGAUAUUUUACAAAUAGUGCUGCUUCUGUACCUUCUUCACAACCUGGACUCGGCCAUCCUCCUUCACAACCUUUUCAUUACAUGGCAAGUGGACUUGAAAAUGCCUUUUUACCUGUUCAGAACCGAUCUCAGAGCCGGCAAAGUAACCCUCCCGAUUUGAAUAAUACUGGUGCUGUUUCAGCCCCAUUGCCAUCAUUUGUUCCUGCUCCACCUCAACAAAGCACUGGCCCUUGGGGGUCCAUGCAGGGUGCACCUCCUACCUCGGCACAGAAUUUCCCACCAGCUUCCCAGCAUCAGUCUUACAAUGCUUCAUAUUCUUCGCCUCCUUAUUUAGAAGUGUCUAAUCUUCCUCCCCAAGCACCAUUUCAUCCCAACGACACAUCAUAUCUUCCUAUGCCACCGAGGUCCACUGCAUCACAGUUUCCAGUUGCAAGUGGUGCAAAUAAUGUCCUUCAGCACAGCAGUUCCCAGUUCAGCAAUGUACAUCAAAUGGACUAUAUGCAUAGCCACAGACCUGAACAGAGCAAUUGGUUUAAACCACCGUAUAAAGAACAAACACACCAACCUCUACCGAAUCCCAACCUCAUGCAAUCUGGAGGUCCUCCUUCUGUCCCAGAACAAAAACUUCUGAAUGAACGUGAGAAAGCAGCCACCCAGAGUGCCCCAAGCUCAGAAUCUGGUACAGUAUCAAUGUUCUUUAAAGGGGAUGAAGCGGAAAAUGUAGAAAUAAUAUCGUCCAUGCAGCAGCACACAUUUAAUAGGCAAUCAUAUGAUGUUUCUCAGUUCCAGAAUAUGGGACAUCAGGUUAGUGUGCCUUCAUCACAACCCCAGACAUCAGUUGCAAAUAUUCAGCCGCAGUCCUCGGUUGCACUGGGACCCAGUUCUCCAAAUUCUCAACCAUUUUUGUCUCAGAAUAUCAACAGUCCUCACGAGCCACAGGCAACAUGGCAGCAUGAUAUAUAUGCCGUUGGAGACCAUGUACCUGUUGAAGCAGGCAAUGUAACAGAACCACCUUUUGACAAUGUCGAGAACAUAGAGUGCAUUCAAAAUCAAGAAGUUCUCCCAAAUGAUCCUAACAUCAGCCUUGUGCCUUCUAGUGCAAAUUCUGACUUGUUCCGAUAUGGACCAGUUCCGGGGCCCAACCAACCUAAAAAUGCCAUUCCCCAUACUGAAGGGGGUCCAAACUUAGAAAUGCCUGACUGUUUAAAUCAGCCUGUCAGAUCUGAUAGUGUGUCGUCCAACUACAGUAGUUUAAGUCACAGGAGUUUGCAAACAGGAAACAGCAGUGCGAACAGGCCACAAGAGCUGGUGGGGACUUUUAUUCAAAAAGAGAGUGGUAAACUGGAAAAUGAUCCAGCUAAUAGUUUCUUUAAGCAGAUAGAUUCUUCUCCAAUGGGUGGAGAUGUGAUUGCUCAGGCUACGGCCCAAAACAAUUUUCAUGGGAGUUUGUCGCAGCCACCUACUCCAAGUCCACCUAAGCCUACAGGAAUAUUUCAGACAAGUGCAAAUAGUUCCUUUGAGCCUGUUAGGUCCCAUGCUGUAGGUCUAAAACCAGCUGAGGUUGACCAGUCUAAAGUGGUUGUGGAAGGACGAGAAGGAUUUAAGCUGCCACCAAAUAACUCUCAAGGUAUUAAUAUGCUAGCAGCUUCCCCGGGGAAUUUGGAGCAUCCGCCUGAUAACAUGGAGACCGUUUUCUCAGAUAAACCGAAUCCUUUGCUGUUUGCCGCAAACACUGCAAAUGUUUUUAAGUCGGUAGGUGGUCCACCUUUAGAUAAUACGGCUGCUUUACUUGACAGACGCCCACCUUCAAGAGCUCAUGGUUCAAACAAAAAAUGCGAGAGUCCUGCUACGACCCUGUGGGCUCAAGGGGAACUACCAAAUUUUGGUGGAAAUGUUCUUCUUGCUCCGGCUGCCCCUGCAUUGUACGUUCCUCCUAAGUCUCAAGUGGAGGUCAUUCAGCCCCCAGAAGAGGGAUUAUCGGGUCCUCAACCUAGCAGGCCAGAAUUGGCUAAAUAUGAGACCCCACCUGAACAACACGUUUCUUCUGAAAAUUUAGAGAAUCCUCCUAAAAUUACAGAUGAUGAUCAGCUUCACUCCCAGGCAAGUUCAGGUUACGCCAGUCUUUUGUCUUCACCGCCCACUGAGUCUUUGCAAAAUCAGCCUGUUUUAAUUGCUCCUCCAAAUAAAGCCUAUAAUUUGCUUCAGCCAAUUAAUUUCUCUUUAUCUUUACCAAAUCAAGUUAAGAACUUGAGUUCCGCAAAUGAUUCUGCAGUCACUGAGAAGCUUGCUCCUACAAGCAUAGGCAGUAACUUUAAUUUGAAUGAAAAUGCUUCACUAAUACAAGCAGGACCUGUCCUAAAUACACCUGUGUCCUCUAAUCAAUUAAACAACAAAUCUACAACAUUUAAUAAUCAUGCUCAUGAACCUUUUCCUAAUCAACAAUUAAAUAACGUAAUGCCGUCCGCUAAUCAGUUACCCCUUAAUUUAGUCACAGAAAAUCAAAAGACUGUGAAGGGUGAAAGUGCACUUUUUGGUUCUGUUAAUAAAUCUUUUAUCCCAGUGUCUGCUGGAUCAAAUUUACCGGUGGGUAAUGGAAAUGGCAUGUUUGCUCCACCAGUGUCUAUGAGUGGUGGUUCUGUCAACCGUUCCAACAGCCAGGUGGAGAACGCUGGUGCUUUGGACUUCACUGUACCACGGGCACCUGCCAAUCACAGUGCAAAUAAUGAGGUGCCGAUUCCUAGCCGUCCACUCACAGGAGGGCCUGUAUUCCCUAUACAGUCUGUCAGUGUCCAGAAUUUCCAGCCUGGGGUCGAUAUUAACAAGCAGGGUUUUUAUCAGCAGGUUACUGAUGACAGAAGACGGCAUCCUGUUUUGGGGUACCCUCAACAGGGUCAAGGAACAUCGCAAGAAUACAUGGUUCCUGUCUCACAACCGUUAUCUCUGAGCUCUUCCCAAUCAGCUCCUGUACCUAAACCCAUGUCAUACCAACCACAAAUAGAAAAUCAAGUGGCAGAUGUUCAGCAACCCCCUGUGGGACAUCCCAUUACCAGUGCUUCUGAGCUAUCUUCUAAAUAUGGACCUUCUGAGCCACUUUCACAUACUGCUCAAACUGUUCCAGGAACAUCAGCCCCAGUAAGCCUCAACAAUAUAGCUGGGUAUCCACCUCCACCAAGACCUCCUGCUUCCCAGACACCACAACAAGCAGAUAGUUACUACUACUAUAGGACUUAUGGCACAUACCCACCAGCAUACCAACCCAUGGAAUCCAGAGCAGCACAUAUGUACUAUCAGGACCCCUAUGCAGCCUAUGACCCAGCUUAUGUUUCAUACCAAGGAAAGUACCCCUACAAAGAACCAGAACGACCCAGUUCGAGAGCCAGUCAGUCUUCAGAUCGACCCUCUUCACGACAGGGAUACGGCACAAAAGGAGAUUGGGCUGCACCUGCAAAUUACUACCCAGAAUAUUUCCAAGGGCAUUACGAAUAUGGAGACCCUUCACGUUGGGACCGCUAUCCUGGUGCAUACGAUCCUGGCUAUAGAGACCCCAGAAACAAUUACUGGAACUACAUGUAUGGAAGCAUUGAAGAUCCAUACCAGAGAAAAGUCCCGUAUGCGUAUCCUAGCAGGUAUGAUGUGUAUGAAGAUCGCUGGCAGUACGACCCUCGUUAUGUUGGGGGCUUUGAUGAUGAGAACGAACCCCGAAGAGAUCUCGCCAAAGAUGAUUUCGACAGGCGUAGUGUACACAGUGAGCAUUCUGCCCGCAGCCUGCGUAGUGAACACAGCACCCACAGUCGGCGGAGCAGCUUCAGCUCCCACUCUCAACAUAGUCAGAUAUACAAGAGCCAGCAGGAUCUCACUGCAGGUGCAUAUGAUUCCCAGGUUGCAAAUCCUUCUCUCACUGACUACACAUAUGGGCUGUACCCUAGCGAUUACAACAACCAGCAACCGGUAGACUCCUAUCAGUAUGGUUACCAGAGCAACACAGAAUGGCAGGCACUAGAACAAGCUCCUGCAAGACCUAUGACACCAGAGAAGUUUGGAAGCCCGCAUGUCUGUGCCAGAUUUGGCCCUGGCGGGCAUUUAAUCAAAGUACUCCCUAACCUCCCUUCCGACGGGCAGCCCACGUUAGUUGAGAUCCAUAACAUGGAGGUUAUUAUGCAGAGUAGUCCAGAACAAGAGGAGUUGAGAUCUUUUCCUGGUCCUCUGGUGAAGGAUGAAACUCACAAAGUUGAUGUAAUUAAUUUUGCCCAGAACAAAGCCAAGGAGUCUUCACACAAUGAAAAUCUGCUAGAUCAAGAGUCCACUCGUCUUCUCUGGGACCUAAUUGUGUUACUUUGCAGGCAAAAUGGGACCGUUGUUGGGACAGAUAUAGCAGAACUUCUCUUACAAGAUCACAGAACUGUCUGGCUUCCCGGGAAGUCUCCAAAUGAGGCAAAUCUGAUCGAUUUCAGCAAUGAACCACUGGAACAGGAAGAAGAAUCCGGGGCUUCUCAGCUCUCGUUUCUUACGGAUUCAAUACCAUGUACAGGGAGAAUACUGGAGAAAGAGACUGAGAGGUUCAGAGAGCUACUGCUUUUUGGACGUAAAAAGGAUGCGUUAGAAUCUGCUAUGAAACACGGGCUGUGGGGUCAUGCGUUGCUACUUGCCAGCAAAAUGGACAGCCGAACUCAUGCACGAGUCAUGACCAGGUUUGCCAACAGCCUUCCAAUUAAUGAUCCACUGCAGACUGUUUAUCAGCUCUUGUCUGGACGGAUGCCAGCUGCUGCCACGUGCUGUGGCGAUGAAAAAUGGGGCGAUUGGAGGCCUCACAUUGCAAUGGUUCUGUCAAAUAUUACAAAUAAUGUGGAUGUACCAACUCGGACCAUAACCACUAUGGGAGAUACUUUGGCCUCUCGAGGUCUCUUAGAUGCUGCUCAUUUCUGCUAUUUGAUGGCUCAGGUCGGCUUUGGUUUUUUCACCAAGAAAUCCACUAAACUGGUUCUUAUCGGGUCCAACCACAGUUUGCCUUUUACAAAGUUUGCUACCAAUGAGGCAAUCCAAAGAACAGAGGCGUAUGAAUAUUCCCAGUCACUUGGAGCGCAGACCAUCUCACUCCCCAAUAUACAGGUUUUCAAAUUCAUUUACGCUUGCCGUCUGGCGGAGUGUGGUCUCUGCGCUCAAGCUUUCCAUUACUGCGAGGUCAUCGCCAAAACUGUACUAAGGCAUCCGUCUUAUUACUCCCCAGUACUCGUCAGCCAGCUACUUGAGGUAUCCUCCCAUUUGAGAUUUUUUGACCCUCAGUUGAAGGAGAAACCAGAGCAGGAAUUAUUUAUUGAACCUCCUUGGCUCUUGCGUCUCCGACAUCUUGACAUGCAGAUAAAGCAAGGAACUGUUGUAUACAAUACUGGCAGAACCACCCCUCAGCAAUACGCCUGCAGCACUCCGAGCUCUGAGGUGGACCACAUCAGCCAAACCGAUGGCAUGGUACCGCCUCCGCAUGUGCCUGCUGGGACUGAUAAUCCAUUACUGGCUAACUACCUACCCAACAUUAUGCCCGAUGGUCAGAACAUUCAACUAGUUUUGCCUGGUCCUGAAAAUGCAGCAUCUGUGUAUCAACCGCCUGCAGGCAAUGAGUCCUCUUACCCAGGGACGCCUCAGUCUCUAGGGCCCACUUCAGGAUAUGCUCCUCCAAUUAGUGGGCUCCAAUUUGUGCCAUUCAGCAAUGAGCAGACGGCUACCUACGCUCCAUCCGUGGCAGAUCCUCUGACGCCGCCUCCGCAACCAACAGAUUUUGUUCCCCAGUGGAAUCAGGAUCCAGGAGCCCAAAGAAUUCCUCAGCAUUCACCCACCAAGACGACCUUUGAUUCCGGAUUUGAUUUUUAUGGCGAAAUGGCUAAAAUGGCUCCAGGACAGCGAUCCAGAACGGUUUCCCAGUCUUCGUCACACAUUAGACGGACACGGACAACGUCUGAGUCCUCGACCCACUCCAUUGGUUCAGCAAGGAGAAGCUCUGUUGGGAUGCAGCCAUCACCUCCCCCUCCUCCAAUCCCAGAAUUAGACAAACCGGAAGCCAAGAAAGAGUCGAAGGCUCAUAAGGCAUCUCAAGGGAAUGGUAGAAGUUGGUUUCCCCUGAAAAUUGGCUGGCUGAUGGGAAAAGGCAAGAAUGAAGCUCACUUACCUGAUGACAGGAACAAAUCUAUUGUCUGGGAUGAAAAAAAGCAGCGUUGGAUUAACAUGGAUGAACCCGAUGGGGAAGAGAGUAAACCCCUUCCCCCUCCUCCAGCAGGUAUGCCAAGACCCCAGAACAUGCCCGCUGGUCCUGGUGGCCCUCCCAACCCGUCUGUCAACAUGUUCUCCAUCAGAGCAGCAGGUGCAAGAGGUCGAUACGUCGAUGUCCUAAACCCUAAUGGCGGCAGCAGACCUUCCAACACUGUCCCACCACCGGCUGACCUGUUCGCACCUCUUGCCCCGAUGCCCAUGUCGGCAAACCUUUUUGUACCAAAUGCAGUUCCAGAACAAGAUCAGCCAGCGGAAGCAAGUGGAGCUGAAAUUGCACAACCAGCAGACCAGGCUGGCCAUGAGAACCCGCAACAGGCCCAGUUAGUAAAUCCAGCUUCAUUUCCCCCUGGGGCUGAUCUCCCAGGUUUAAAUCAGGACGACUGUCCACAAGGAGAGCUUUCUCGUUCUAGUUCAAUGAGUUCCUUAUCACGAGAAGUAAGCCAGCAUUUUACACAGGUUUCCAAUAACACCGUUCCUGACCAAGGUCCUCCCACUGGAGCUGUCACUUUCUACAACCCAUCUAAAUUUGCACAACAGCCACCUGGCAUGACAGGAGGAGCAAGGCCCGGCCGCCUUGGUCAACGGAAGUACCCUUCACUGAAGUAGAUUUGUUGCCUUUGCCCCACGGCGUCGUCAUACAUUUCAAAACAUUCUCUUUCUAGAUGGAGCAUGUGACCUUAAAAGCUCCUACGGAAUAUGAUACCAUAGACUUUUAAUUCUCACGGUCAAUCAGUCGCCAAUUUUUACAGCCAUCUCUGUCCCAAAUGAAAUAUCCUAUGAGCAGAUUCUUGGGUGGAAGACAGUCUUAACAGUUUUUGGGUGGCGUGACCAGAUUUUGGUUCAGGAGAGCUAUUUUGUGGUCGAAGAGCAGUUUAUUUUUUCAAUUCUUAGAGAUGCCCCUGAGUGAAAGAUAAAUCUGAAUUUUGUGGCCUUUGGCUUUUACUGCAAGAACACCACGUUCCUUUCCAGCUGUUCACUGGAUUUUCCUAUAGCAAAAUAAUUUGGUGGUUGAGUUUUACAGCAGUUUCUCGUCUUCACGAUUCCUUGCAGUUGGAAGAAAAAAAGAAAAAAAAAACACAAAUAAUCAAAUUCUAAAAAUGUAAAAGUGUGAUUUUUUUAAAUUCUUUUGCAUUGUCUUUAUCCUAUUUCAGUGCUGGAAGAUUUUGUGAUUUCUGGCACUCCAUGGGGUUAAUUCUCGACCCAGUAAGAAAUAAUAUAUUAAUUUAAAACUGUGACUAAUUGACAUUAAUCUGGAUGAUUUUAUUUCAUAGUAUGUAUGUAGUCAAUCUCAUUGUAAGAAACUUUGUAUAGUCUCACAAAAGUCUUUGUAUAAUAGUUUAACCUGUUUCCUGUCCAUAGGGCAUACUAAAUUGUGUUGGAUUGCAUUGAAGGACCUUCUGGCAAUGUUAGAGUUAAGAUCUGCCCUUUUUCCUGUUUGUGUGAUUUUGUUUUUUAAGUGCAAUACGUUUAACUGCUUUCUGUUCGUACAUUUAAAUUAAAGAGAGAGAAUGCUGGUAAACUGCUACAAAUAGGAUCAAUUCCUUUUCAGAGGUGAAAUGAUUAGUGAAAUUCCUUGUCUGCAUUCAUUAUCAUCAUCUUUUGUGUCUUUAAUAUCAGCAGUAUACACUUUCCAUCAUUAAUCCCUAAAUUAAAAAUCAGGCCUGACUGCCACAGUCCCCAUUAUUCGAGAGGGUGAUAUCACAGCAUGGAUUUAACAUUUUAUUUUAGUGUGUUUUUUUUUUUUUUUUAACUCUUCGGUGUAAAACUAAGAAGGAACUCUCAACAACUGAUGGUUGAUGUUGCUGUGUCAAUUUGAGUGGAAACCUAUAUUGGUUGGCACAGACAUUUCCCAUUCAUUCCUUAAAGGAACACUCGGCACCAUAACUUAAUUGGAAUGAAGUUAUGGUGCAAGGAGGUACCUGGCGCCACCUUAUUUUUAGGGAGUUAAACCGUUAAUAAACGUUCGAGGCUUUCUGUUUUAGGAACCUGAGACAAUUAAUGGUAUAACUCCCAUGGGUAAGCCGGUGCUAAGCAUGUCUUGGCACCAUAACAACUACAGUUUAUUGACCCUUUAGAAUUUGAGAAACCUUUUAUUUUCAGCAUCUGCAAUAUUUGGGUAUUUUUCUAUUUAUGGAUAUUUAGAUUUUUUUAAAUUUAUUUAUUUAUUUUUUUUCAUUUUUUUUUUUUUUGGCACUCCCAGUUAGUUUUAGGUAUUUUUCCCUAUACGUGCCGAAUCUGGGCCAGGUCUCCCAUCUGCUACUCCAGGUACAUUUCCAAAGAUUAGUUUUUUUUUUUCCUCUUUCCAACUAUAUCUUCCAAAAAGCACUCAGGGUAAUCUUUCAAAUUGUACAAAAUGAUUCUAUAUACUAUGCAGUUGCAGAGUCAGUGAUUUGUUUAAACUUGGCCAUGUUAUUCCCUUACAGUAAAUUGUGAUAUUUGUUUAAUUUAGGGAAUAUAUUGUGGUUUUUAUAUUCUGCUCGCAUAUGUAAAGAUUCACAUAUAUUUUACCGUUUUUUGUUUUUUUUUGUAGUCCCACCCCUGUGUCACGUCUUUGGUCUGAUAUUGCAUGUAAACCAAUCUUUUUCCUGCAUUUUAUUACAUUGUUUUCAGAGGUGCGGCUAGGCGCAUAGUGUUUAGUGUAUAUAUACAGUACUUUUUACCAUCUACACCCCUUUUCCUGAUCUGCAGAUGUAGAGGUUAUAUAUCAUCCACAUGUGUAGAAGAAAAAAACAAAAACCUAAAAAUCACUACAAAUGUUUUGAUCGCAUUAGUAGCAGUUUAUGAUACUGGUUGCAGCAGUGGUAUCCAACCUUGGCCACAUUAUUUGCUUUAGGACUACACUGCCCUUAAACCAUUCCCAGACAAAUAGUGAUUUAAAAUAGCUGUUGCUUGAAAAAGGUGUCUCAUUAAGCAGGCAAGUACGACUGAUGCACUGACACACAAUCCUAUGAAACCGCUUUCUCGUGAACAGCAAUACCCUACAAUGGCGUUUUGGUUUAAUGACUCGCUUGUGAUACAUUUGUUAUUUUUUCCUGAGAUUUUCUCUUGUGUUCCCUUGCAGUGGGGCAUAAGAGAAACAUAUCUCGGACUUAAGGACAGACGUGCCAUUUGGACUGUCUUAUUGUAUCUGGGCUGUUUGGAAGUAUAUUGCUAUAAUUCUGUUCUCCUAUUUAACUACAUGUAAAAAUUCAUUUAAUGUAAUUUUAAUCAGAUUAAAAAAAAAAAAUUGGCAACACUUCCACAAAUUAGAAUCAUCCAGCAGUUUAUCAGUUUCCUCUACGUCUUGAAUGGUGAGGGGAAACCUGUAGCUCUUUGCCGGUUUAUGAACUGCAUAUCCCUUAAAUUCGUCAUCAGAAUGGGACUGAAGGAACAUCACUGGAGAAAGUGUUUAACUUCGAGCAAAGAGCUACGGGUUAACUAAAGUGUGCAGUGCAUUAACCCUUUCAAUGCCAGAGUAAUCCUCAGUGCAUUUCAACUUAAUUCUUCUCCGGCACAUCAUGGCGACAAACAAAUGGUAAAUGUUACUUCUUCAGAGUGGCUGUUAGAUGGGCAUUGGAUUUGUUGUACUUCUGGCUAGGAUACCCCAGGGGUAACCGCUGCCUGUUUGUAUAUCUGUCCCUCCGCUUUGUAAGCACCGACUGGUGACUACAUCGUCCUUCCCUAUUCUAAGUUCUACAUUCUGCUUCUCUUGUGCUAAUAAAGUCUGUCUUUCAGUGUAGACUGCCGAUAUCUUUUACAUCAAGACUUGCUUGGAUCAGGGAGCUGCUAUUUUCCUAAGAAACAAGUGUUUUAAUUUGAAAUUGUAAAUUCCUGAAUAAAAUAUUUUGCGCUGUAACGCACUUUCAAAUGUAA